UGGUGUCUCAUGUCCCCUCCUCUACCACACUGGUUGGCUACUGGUUGGCUACUUUCACAAUCCAUUUCGAAUGAACAGUAUGUUUUGUCAUAGGCUGCACAGCAGAAAUACAAGAGGUAUCUGGCAUAAUUUAGCUCUAAUGAUUAUGCUAACAUAACGACUAUCAUUUUCAAUACAUUUGGUCAAUAUAUUACUUGAUGAUAUAUACGCCUAUAAUCAAUAAAUCAUGACAUUUCCAAUAAUUAUGUUUAAUCUCACAGCUCAAAUGAAGACCGGAGGUAAACAAGGCUUCAGCUCACUAACCACCUUCAUCUUUUCGUAGAGUGCUGGCUCAGUCCUGACGUAAUAGCCUGGUGACAACGAGGUUACUGCAUGCUUUUAUUUUAUUAAAUGGGAGGAAACGGAGAAGGAACGGGGAAAUAAUGGACCAGUAACUCCAUCUGUGUUUCGGGCUGGAGAACAGUAGCAAGCAACAGCAACAGCCCUGUACGAGGUCUCUACCCGGUGUCUGUCAUUACAAGCUGUGGGAUGUCAUAGUCCGAGUUGCUUGGAUAUCUGAGAGACAUUGAGGAACCAGUGCCACCAUGGACUCCUGGGUGUUCCCCUCCUCGCUCCCCAACCUAACCGAAGAACCCCUGAUGUACGACAGCUUUAUUCUGGGCAACGAGUCAACGGAACCCAAUGGUACCUAUACGGGCGACAACACGUUCAACCAGACCAGCACCAUGGUCAUCACCUUCCUCUACUUCCUGGUGUGUGGUAUCGGUCUCUGUGGCAACGCCCUUGUGAUCUACGUCAUCCUGCGCUACGCCAAGAUGAAGACGGUCACGAAUAUUUACAUCAUGAAUUUGGCAGUCGCAGAUGUUCUGUUCAUGUUGGGGUUACCGUUCAUCGCCAUUCAGCUGGCGCUGGUCCACUGGCCAUUCGGUGCGGUGCUGUGCCGCGUGGUCAUGACCGUGGACUCACUCAACCAGUUCACCUCCAUCUUCUGCCUUAUGGUCAUGAGCAUCGACCGCUACCUGGCCGUUGUGCACCCCAUCCGGUCCACCAAGUGGCGCAAGCCACGUAUGGCCAAGACCAUCAACCUGGCAGUGUGGGGAGUGUCACUCCUGGUCAACCUGCCUAUCAUAAUCUACAGCGGUUUAAUCACCAAGCACAACAGUUGCUUCUGUACCAUUGUGUGGCCGGAGCCUGAGGAGGCCUACUACACCGCCUUCAUGUUCUACACCUUCGUCCUGGGUUUCUUCCUCCCGCUCAUGGUCAUCUGCCUGUGUUACCUUCUCAUCAUCAUCAAGGUGAAGUCGUCAGGGAUCCGUGUCGGGUCCACUAAGAGGAAGCGCUCGGAGAGGAAGGUGACCCGCAUGGUGUCCAUCGUUGUUGCCGUGUUCGUCUUCUGCUGGCUGCCCUUCUAUGUCUUCAAUGUGACGUCGGUGACAGGAACCAUCUCCACCACGCCCUUCCUGAGGAGCACCUUUGCCUUCGUGGUGGUCCUGGGUUACGCUAACUCGUGUGCCAACCCCAUCCUUUACGCGUUCCUGUCGGAGAACUUCAAGAAGAGCUUCCAGAACGUUCUGUGUCGGAAGAAGGUGGGCGGGCUGGAUGUGAUUGAGCGCAGCGACAGCAAGCAGGACAAGUCGCGCAUGAUGAAUGACCCCACGGAGACUCAAAGCACGCUGCUCAAUGGAGACCUGCAGACCAGCAUUUGAUGCUUGUUAAUUCUAAUGCAUCCCUUAUGUGUGAUCUAUACAGACAUCUUUGAUUUCACAUCAACUCAACCUCACAAGCUCACCACACACAAACAAAUAAACUAACAAAACGCACACACACACACACACACACACACACACACACACACACACACACACACACACACACACACACACACAGAGAGAAACAAACACAGGUGUUUCUGCAGGUGGAAUCGGUCAUCCUGACCUGUUAUCAUGCCCUAUGAACAGCUCACAUAGGGAGAGUGAUUGUAGUUGAUCUCAUGAUGUGAUAUUUUGUAAGCAUUUUCUUCUCACUGUGGACGAGAUGAAAAAAAUGCCAAAGGAACUAAGCCCUCAUGGUGUCUGCUCCUCAACGGCUGUUAUCAUGUUCUUUAUGUCUCAUAUCUCUGUUUACCAACUCUCUCUUUACUUUCUCAAAAGACAUACAAUGACAUGACAUUGGGUUUUCCUGGUCGUAAAACCCAUACAUUGUGAUAUCUUCAUAAAGGAGAGAAUACAAACUGUAGUUGUGACUGCUCUCUGGUGUUUGGGUGGAAAGCUGAAGAUGUGUACUGAGUGUAUUGACGUUGGUGGACAGUGACAGGAUCAUGUGAGGACCAGAACAGGGUUGUGUUCAUUAGGCCCCAAACGGAAGAAAAGGGACUAAAACCGGGAAGUGCUACCUGAAAUGGUCUGAUAAGAAACAUGCGUUUUCCGCCGCAGAGCAUUUUGACAUGUCCCAGACUGUUACCUACGGUUACUGAUUGACAGCAGACGAGACUUAACCAUGGAGAACAAGGAUUCCCUGCACAUAUGUUUACACUAGCAGGGUGAACCACCACCUCAAUCAGUCUUUGUCACAUUGUCCUGUAGCCAAGAUAAAUACCAGACUAGGACUUAGGAAGUAUGCCAAAGUGAGACUAGGACUAUAGCAGACUCACUGUGUGCAUAUUGUCUGUUUACAAAGAUUGUGUCCAAAAUGGUGGGCACAGAAUGUGGAAUUAGUAACAUGCCUCUAUUCUUAGAUACUGUAUUAACACAACAGUGAGCAGCAGGCCACAUCACCUCUGGAUCACUACACCAAGGUGUAGUUUGGUUAUCUAAUGACUUACUACAGAGAGAGGAGGAACAGUAGAGAUACUGGGACUACUUUGAAAUGACAUAAAAACACAUGAUAUCCCACAUGGUUAAUUUGCUGGCACAAGUCCUGCUGAGACUUAUACUGUCCAAAUAUGGACUCUGUAAAGUCGGUUUAACAUUAUGGGGCGGCAGUGUAGCCUAGUGGUUAGAGCAUUGGACUAGUAACCGAAAGGUUGCAAGUUCAAAUCCCCGAGCUGACAAGGUACAAAAUCUGUCGUUCUGCCCUUGAACAGGUAGUUAACCCACUGUUCCUAGGCCGUCAUGACUUGCCUAGUAAAAUAAAGGUAAAAAAAUCUAUAAAAAAUGGUUGACCUUAAGUGGGUUUUUUUAACCUCAGAAAGACACAUAUUUGCUGUGGACAAAUACUCAUCACUGAGUCAUGGACCUACAGCGCACAGCUGAACAGUUACAGAGUUGGAAUCACAUGACCUAAUGAUGACUGUAUGAAGUCCCCCGAUAACUAUGAAUGCACCCUUACUAUGUAAUUGAACAGUUUCUCUCUCUGUGUGUGUGUGAGAGAGUGAGUGUACACGUGUGUGUGUGUGUGUGUGUGUGUACUGUACACCGUGUUUUAUUUGAUACAACAUUCAGUCCAAGGCCAUGAUUAGUAGAAGUGUAGAAUGAGUAGAUAUUGUACCCAAUAUGGGUACCAGGUGACCUCACCAGGAAAAACUAAGGGCCCAAAUUAUAAUUAUAGCCCAGAAUGUUUCUUGGUCAGGUCACAUGACCAGUAAGGGUGCAGAGUCCUACUACAGAGAUGAAUGCUGACAUUUUGUUAUAUUGACGGUAUUAGCAUGGCAUCGACCAAGGCUAAUCACUAACCAAACUGCUGCUAGACUGUAUAGACUCCAAUGUGUGCUGUAAUUGUCAAGUCAACAUUGUCAUGUCGUGGUUGAGAAUCUUUUAAUUCAUUUUUCGUCCAAGCUGAAUAGAACUGUUUGAUAGUUUAGAUAGCAAAGACAAUGCAUUUUUCAAUCCUAUUGUCCAGUCCUAUUUGAAACCAUCCCUGGUCACGUUUCACCUCAUUCAUAAAUUGUUGCUAUUUGCCGUUAUGUUGCAGUUACAGAAUAAUGUCCAAGAAAGACCAGUCUUUGCUUCAGCAGGUAUUGAAUACUGUAGUGGUCUUCUUUGCUGUAAAUUAAGCAGCGCUAAUCUGUUUCUCCAUCAAGCAUCAUUUCUUCAAAGCCCAAAGAACAAAUCCACAGUCUGAUCAGUUACAAUUCAAAAUGGCAGUCGUCAGAAACACUGCAGGUCAUGCUACAAACACUGAUAAAUCUCUACCGCAUUGUGGAUUCAUUAUUUGAAGUAGUUACCCUUAGUUUGGCAGCUGUUUGACCUGCAUCUGACCCAUGAGUCUACUCAUCCCAGGCCACCCAUGGCACAUGGAGCAUUACCACUGGGCACACACUAGUUCAAUCAACAUUGUUUCCACGUCAUUUCAACAUGGAAUAGAAGUUGAAUUGACCUCCGUUCCCAGUGUGCCCUCGCUUUGGGAGGUCAGAGGUCACGCUGAGGCCUCCAGUCUGAGCGAUGUGAAUUUGAGAAGGGCUAGAAAACAUUGUACCCCUACAGGGGUGCAGCAGUGUUCAUUCUACUCCCCAUCAUCAUCACUCCCUAAAUCUCACAGGUAUAACCUGUGGAUGGAUCUAUGCCUAUAUGGUAGUGUGUACUAUACUGUAGAUCUAGCUAGAAGUCAGUACAAAGCCUCUUACAUAAAGGUUCACCUGACCCAAAGUGCCAUUGUCUCCAGGUGCCAUUGACGCCAUUCCAUUUGUUCCGUUCCAACCAUGAUUAUGAGCUGUUCUCCCCUCAGCAGCCUCCUAUGAUAUAAACUAUUGUAUUGGAUUGUCUUUACAUUUUGAAUACCAUCACAUUUGAUUUGCAAUUGACAGAGCAGUGGUUCCCAAUACUGUUAGGUGUGAAGGAGAGCUCAGGCUCCACAAUCUGGCUUCAACCUCCAUUAUGAGUGGCCGCUGUAUCUUUGCUUCGUGAAAAACUUUUUCAGAGCUUUUUUGACUAAUAAAAAAUCUGACCAUGGCCUUUUUUUUUCUUUGACAUUUCUCAUACUUAGACAUCAUUGGAGAUUACAAUAUUACAUGCUGUUGUUCGUUUACAACCUGCAGUGGGUAAUAUGUUAGGAUAGCAGCACAUUUUCAUCCAACCAUGGCACCCUGGCUUGGCUACAUUGUCUGUAGACCUUACAGAAUGGGGACCAUGACUACACAUCCUACAAGUGCUGACGUUAAUUGAUAUGUUAUUAGCUAUACAAAGUUUCAGGCUGUUGUAGAACCGUUGCAAAUAGCUAGCCAACAUGGCUAUUGUGAUAUAAAGGGCAACUCUAUAGCCUCCAUUCACCAUGUGUCCAUUACUAUUAUUAUUCUCAGUAGAUAGAAGUUGCUGGCUGCUAUGGAUGAUGGUUGAUUAUCUUACGGUGACCAUAUUAGGACAGGCUCCUAUCCACACUAGGACAGGUUCCUGUCCACACUAGGACACGCUCCUGUCCACACUAGGACAGGCUCCUGUCCACACUAGGACAGGCUCCUGUGCACACUAGGACAGGCUCCUGUGCACACUAGGACACGCUCCUGCCCCCACUAGGACACGCUCCUGCCCCCACUAGGACACGCUCCUGUGCACACUAGGACACGCUCCUGUGCACACUAGGACACGCUCCUGUGCACACUAGGACACGCUCCUGUCCCCACUAGGACACGCUCCUGUCCCCACUAGGACACGCUCCUGUCCCCACUAGGACACGCUCCUGUCCCCACUAGGACACGCUCCUGUCCCCACUAGGACACGCUCCUGUCCCCACUAGGACACGCUCCUGUCCACACUAGGACAGGCUCCUGUCCACACUAGGACAGGCUCCUGUCCACACUAGGACAGGCUCCUGUCCACACUAGGACAGGCUCCUGUCCACACUAGGACAGGCUCCUGUCCACACUAGGACAGGCUCCUGUCCACACUAGGACAGGCUCCUGUCCACACUAGGACAGGCUCCUGUCCACACUAGGACAGGUUCCUGUCCACACUAGGACAGGCCCCUGUCCACACUAGGACAGGCCCCUGUCCACACUAGGACAUGCCCCUGUCCACACUAGGACAUGCCCCUGUCCCCACUAGGACAUGCUCCUGUCCACACUAGGACAGGCCCCUGUCCAUACUAGGACAGCUUCCUAAUAGGACAAUGUAUCACCUACCCUCAAGCAUCACCACCAAGGGAGACAAGAUCUGACCCUGUAUCAGUGGUUAGGGACAACUUCUACCCACUCCACUCUUCUCAACUAGAGUCUGUUGCUGAAUGGUUUCAUUUGUUUGCCUCUAUACAAGGAAUUAGUAUUGCUCAGGGGCAUUCUCUCGCUCCGAUUCCAUUCUGCCAUUAUGUCAUGUUUUUGUACAAAAUCUAUAUUUAGCAUUGUUAAUAUCAUUGCUGUUCCUUAGAAAUAUUGUUCCUUUGUUUGCUCAUAAAAGUAUUGCAGUUGCA
This is a messenger RNA of Oncorhynchus kisutch (coho salmon), 6336 nucleotides long. RefSeq names its product somatostatin receptor type 2. Bases 585 to 1706 code for a protein of 373 amino acids. NCBI's taxonomy places the organism in Eukaryota, Metazoa, Chordata, Actinopteri, Salmoniformes, Salmonidae. Gene Ontology annotation, biological process: neuropeptide signaling pathway; cellular response to glucocorticoid stimulus; cellular response to estradiol stimulus. Gene Ontology annotation, molecular function: neuropeptide binding; somatostatin receptor activity. Gene Ontology annotation, cellular component: neuron projection; plasma membrane. The transcript has 3 exons. The record is from RefSeq and is a predicted model, not a curated record.